Molecule: messenger RNA, 944 nt
Organism: Maniola jurtina (meadow brown)
Lineage: Eukaryota; Metazoa; Arthropoda; Insecta; Lepidoptera; Nymphalidae
Exons: 5
Coding region: 150-761 (203 amino acids)
Source: RefSeq, a predicted model, not a curated record
CCACCGGAAAAUUAAUUAAAAAAUAAAUGAUAACAACAUACGAGUAUUAUUAUGUUACAGCUCGUGCCUCAUGCGGUUAAUUUAUAACUAAUCCAGUUUUAAGACAAAGCUCGCGUGUUGCUUUCGGGUGCUUAUUCAAAAAACGCAAAAUGGUUGAUUCACAACAAGAUGCAGAGGCAACGAAAAGCAUUGGGGUUUUGAAACCCACAAACUCUGGCGAACGAAGGUCUGAGGCCGUCUUCAAUGAUUGCUGUUGUUGCAUACAGCUAAGGAAAGGAUGUCUCAUACUCGGCUAUAUGAGUCUGGUCGGCAAUGUGGUGUAUGGAUUUGCUUAUAUAAUACUAAUAUAUAUCAUUGCAAGCGAAAUUAAGAGUACGUCAGAACUUUUGGAAAACCAUCGUUCUAACACUACAUUUUUGAUGAUAUACGCCAUAGACUUGAUUUUAGCUCUGAUUUCAAUACCAUUUAAUAUACUUCUUCUAAAUGGGCUGCAUAAAGAGAGACGAAGAUUCGUGAAAAUCUACAUCAGAUUUCAGUUGGUGAUGUUGGUAUUAGAUAUACUUCGGAAACUUGUUGCAAUGAUAAUGAUGUCAGAGAAGUUGGACCUCUUAACCAUUGCUGCAGUCCUGAUCGAUCUUGGGUUGAACAUCUAUUUUCUUCUUGUGGUGAGGAGCCAGUACGAGAAGAUGGGUGAAGCCGCAGACAGCUUGCCUGGCCAACAGGCGCGGUACCAGGACGGUCGUGUACAAGUCGAACUAUAAGUUUAAGUUAUUUAAAGCCUACAGUUAUUAAUUACCCUAUGGUUAUAAUAAUAAAAAAUAACGCUUUAAUUACACAGUCCUUAUUUGCGUUGCUUUCUAACAGAAAUACUGAGAGUGUACCUUAACUUAUGUAUCUACGUAAUGUACGGAACUCCAAAUUUUUGCCAUGUUCAUGUUCGGAUU